UUUUUUCUCUCUGCCAAUGGAUUAUAUGUGUACAAAAGUCGCACAUGUAUACAAAAUAAUUUUUGAAAUGAAAUCGAAGUUUGUACUUAAUGAGAGAGAAUGAGAAGCAGAAGAGAGGUAAAAGAGUGUGAUACUGCAAAUGAAUUAUCAAAGAAGAAAACAGAAAGAUCUCAUUUAUAUUUCUGCUUAUCUUUCUAAGGCAAUCAUAGACGGUGUUGAAGCUGUUAAAUUUUAAUAGAGUCUGUAUCUCAUAAUAUCACAUCCAUAAAGAAGAAAAAGAAUUUAUAUACUUUGGGAUACAAUGGUUAUCUGCAAAUAUUAUCGACAAGGCAUUUGCCGUUACGGGCAAUAUUGUCAAUUUGAACAUAUAAAUAAUUUUGGCAACACCAAAGCUGAGCAUAAUGAGGAUGACAUUGCUGUCACGGUAGCCAAGGAAGUGCUUCUUGCGGAGAGAGGUGGGCAAUGGCUAUUAUCAUGUUUUGGACCAUUCAGAGAUCGUCCUAUCAUCCCAGGCAUGCAAGAUUUAUCUCCCGAAGAGGUUCGAUAUGAGAUGUAUGAGGCACAGAAAAAUGGUUUAGUUGAACAAGCAAAAUUACAUUUUCAACAAUUGUGCCAAGAUAUGAAGGCGAAAAGAGAAGCGUUAAAAAACCCCACUCGAGAGACAAUCACAAUGUUGAAAAGGAUUUUGGGAAGCAGCCAAAAAGGUAAGUUGAACAUAAGUAGUAACACAGCUGAAAAAUCAUUUAUUUUCUCCUUUACAGCUCCUCAUUUGGGCCUAGUCAAUAGCGCAUCGACUAAUAAUGUGUUUGGAAAUAAAACAUUUGGUGUUCAAAAUAAUAAUCCAUUUGGUGGAGGAGGGUUUACUUCUUCGAGUAACACAUCGUCAAUAUUCGGAAAGAGUAAUAAUAAUUCAACAGUGUUUGGUAGUACGGCGCCCUUUGGAAACAAUCUCGGUGGAUUCACUACCGCGACAAAUACCAAUUCCUUCUUUGGUGGAACAGCCAAUACCUCGACAUCGUUUAACAAUGUACAAAACAACACUCCCCCGUUUGGAACACCUCAGAAUAAUUCAAUCUUUGGCACAUCGACACCUCAAACCGUAUUUGGCCAAAAUAAUAAUGUAUUCGGCUCCACGAAUCAGCUCGGCAAUGCAUCUUCCACUUCACUGUUCAACAAUCCGAUGACUUCGCAAGCAAACACUUCUUUAUUUGGUGGAGCGACAACCACUACGGCUAACUUAUUUGGCACCUCAUCAUCUGGCUUACAGACAAACUCGGUAUUCGGUGCUUCUACUACCUCAUCUGGUUCAUCUUUCAGCGGUGGUUUAUUCAAUCAAUCGAAAACGCAGAUGCCUGCGUUUGGCGGAGCGCCAGUUUUCGGUGGGGUAACUUCCAACUACGCCAACAAUUCUAGUGGUAAUUCCAUCUUUGGCGUUAAUCAAACAUUCGGUGCUACUACGAGCGGUAUUUUUGGUGGAUCCACAACCGCUACAGCACCAGCUUUCGGAGUAUCUACCACUACGACGACGUCGGUUUUCGGCACAUCUAUUGCUACCACAACGGCACCGGCUUUCGGUACAUCCGUUACUACAACGCCGGCUUUUGAUCUGAACCAACAGCACGGUAAUAAUACUUUUGGAACGACGGUAUCUGCCCCGAAUGUCUUUGGUAGUACACAAAAUACUGAUAGCACAAUGUCAGGCAACAGUAAUGCACCGUUUGGAACAUCGAUCACUGCUGGUCCAUUUGUCACCGUUAAUUCGCAGCAAUACGAUUCUGCGAACGCGAGCUCGACAUCGUUUACCGGCACGGGAUUUGGUAUUGCAGUCGCAAGUACAAAUAAUACGUUUGGCACCACAGAAACGUCUUCCAAUUCGAUAUUCGCAAACGCGGGAACUACCUUUGCAACCUCCAAUGCGACAAUUCCGAAUCCUGCGUUUCCUACGUCGACAUUUGGCAAUAUUAAUGUUUCCUCGUCGACUAGUAGCACAACUCUCACUACAACCACAAAUCCAUUUGCACCUCGAACGCAGCAAGGCACGCCGUUCGGAAGUGUCGCACAAGUUCAAUCUAACGCUAUUGAUCUCUCCUCUCCAUUCGGAAAAUCACCAUUUAACGCCACAACCAACACUGUCAUCGAUGAUACAGUUUACAGCGUGGAAGGUGUAUUAACGGAUGAUGAAAAGAGCAUGUAUUUGGCUGAGAAAUUUAUUAUCGGUAAAAUACCACUCAAACCUCCUACCAAAGAUAUAAGGUAAUUCCAUUCAGAGAUUUAUAUAACGAUACGUUUGUAAAGCAUGUGCUGUGAUAAGAACGCGUUUCUGUUGCUUGUAAAUAUCAAAAUCUUUUCAUGACUCAAUGUACAUAAAAUCAGAUUUUUAAUAUAAAUUAUGAUAAUUAAAAACUUUUACUACUAGCUAGCUACAACUAGCUUAACUUUAAUUUGACAGUUUGAAAUGUACAAUUCAAAGAAUAAUUUGAAAAAUUAAUGCGGU
Camponotus floridanus (Florida carpenter ant) is the source of this 2494-nucleotide messenger RNA. Its product is annotated as nuclear pore complex protein DDB_G0274915. The transcript is spliced from 6 exons. Bases 302 to 2257 code for a protein of 651 amino acids. The record is from RefSeq and is a predicted model, not a curated record. Lineage: Eukaryota; Metazoa; Arthropoda; Insecta; Hymenoptera; Formicidae. Gene Ontology annotation, molecular function: metal ion binding.